This is a messenger RNA of Fusarium odoratissimum NRRL 54006, 927 nucleotides long. RefSeq lists its product as uncharacterized. The transcript has 3 exons. The coding region runs from base 1 to 927 and encodes 308 amino acids. Lineage: Eukaryota; Fungi; Ascomycota; Sordariomycetes; Hypocreales; Nectriaceae. The record is from RefSeq and is a predicted model, not a curated record.
AUGCAUCUCCUUGGGCUACACGAUGACUCGUUCUUCGACCCGCACGGUCGUUUGACUGGUUCCUACACGGUCACGGACCUCACGCCAGAUAAGUUCCCAUAUUGGGACGACGAGUUUGGUCAAUCUGGUAAAGACAAGGAACCGCAGGUCCUGCCUAGAUGCUGCCUAUGUUGCUUCAAGUUUGAGCCAUGUGACUCUAUCGUCGUUCUCAACCCCAGAAAUCCUCACUUGCUCGAUACCUGGGCGGGUGAGUACAUUGAGCCAGAGCGCAUCGAUCCGACUGGCUGGGAAUUUGCAUGUCGCCGUCCCCUUGAGAAAGGUUACCACCCAGAAUGCGUGCACCUGGUUGCAAAAGGUCUCCCUUUUGGUGACUCCAUUCAUUGCGCCAUCAAGGACCGUACCAGUUACGGAGUCGGCUACACUGAACUUCUUCCAUCCGUUGAAGCAGCCCGCAUCUGUGAGAAUAUUGGCCGUUACUGCUUGAGCGAAUAUGCGACGAAGCUCAUCAACGACGUUUGGUCAAACAAAGACUUUGCGGGACCUCAGGAUGCCACCCUCCGGGUGACCAAGUCACGUUCCAUCUGGGCACAGCACGUUGAGUUUGAGGGUCUCCGGUACAUCAAGUCUCUCUCCGCCACUCGUAAAAGCGAGAGUGACACGAAGCUCUUCGAGGCUACCUCCGGCAUCCGUGUCAGUGUCUACUUCGCCGAAGACUGUUUGGGUAUCCGUGAAGUUGUCAUCACUCAAGAUGACAACACUACUUCACUAAAUCAAGAUAAAGGCUUGAGAUGGGUUUUUAACCGUCGAAAGGCUCUUCCGUUCAGCUUCAAAUACAAAACUAGUAUAAGUUACUUUUCCAUCCUCGACAAUACCGGUGAUCUUCACUUACUUACUGGUUUUGCGCUUUUAGGGUCUGAAGCUGCGUGA